Messenger RNA from Neomonachus schauinslandi (Hawaiian monk seal), 2381 nucleotides. RefSeq names its product lamin A/C (gene LMNA). NCBI's taxonomy places the organism in Eukaryota, Metazoa, Chordata, Mammalia, Carnivora, Phocidae. Bases 234 to 2234 code for a protein of 666 amino acids. The record is from RefSeq and is a predicted model, not a curated record. The transcript has 12 exons.
GCCUCUGCCCGGCGUCGGUGACUCAGAGUGUCCGCGGGAGCGCCGCAGCCCCAGCAGCGCACCCAGAUCCCGAGGUCCGACAGCGCCCGGCCCAGACCCCACGCCUGCCAGGAGCCCGCCGAGAGCCAGCCGGCCCGCGCGCUCCGGCCCCGAGCAGUCUCUGUCCUUCGGCCCGAGCCCCGCGCCCUUCCCGGGACCUCUGCCCCGCGGGCAGCGUUGCCACCCUGCCGGCCAUGGAGACCCCGUCCCAGCGGCGCGCCACCCGCAGCGGGGCGCAGGCCGGCUCCACCCCGCUGUCGCCCACCCGCAUCACCCGGUUGCAGGAGAAGGAGGACCUGCAGGAGCUCAAUGACCGCCUGGCGGUCUACAUCGACCGUGUGCGCUCGCUGGAGACGGAGAACGCAGGGCUGCGCCUUCGCAUCACCGAGUCCGAGGAGGUGGUCAGCCGCGAGGUGUCCGGUAUCAAGGCCGCCUACGAGGCCGAGCUCGGGGAUGCCCGCAAGACCCUCGACUCGGUGGCCAAGGAGCGCGCCCGCCUGCAGCUGGAGCUGAGCAAAGUGCGCGAGGAGUUCAAGGAGCUCAAAGCGCGCAAUACCAAGAAGGAGGGCGACUUGAUGGCCGCCCAGGCCCGGCUCAAGGACCUGGAAGCUCUGCUCAACUCCAAGGAGGCCGCACUGAGCACUGCACUCAGCGAGAAGCGCACGCUGGAGGGAGAGCUUCAUGACCUGCGGGGCCAGGUGGCCAAGCUCGAGGCAGCCCUGGGUGAGGCCAAGAAGCAGCUCCAGGACGAGAUGCUGAGGCGGGUGGACGCCGAGAACAGGCUGCAGACCCUGAAGGAGGAGCUGGACUUCCAGAAGAACAUCUACAGCGAGGAGCUACGUGAGACUAAGCGCCGGCAUGAGACCCGGCUGGUGGAGAUUGACAACGGGAAGCAGCGUGAGUUUGAGAGCCGGCUGGCGGAUGCCCUGCAGGAUCUGCGGGCCCAGCAUGAGGACCAGGUGGAGCAGUACAAGAAGGAGCUGGAGAAAACCUACUCUGCCAAGCUGGACAAUGCCAGGCAGUCAGCUGAGAGGAACAGCAACCUGGUGGGGGCUGCGCACGAGGAGCUGCAACAGUCCCGCAUCCGCAUCGACAGCCUCUCGGCCCAGCUCAGCCAGCUGCAGAAGCAGCUGGCGGCCAAGGAGGCAAAGCUGCGGGACCUGGAGGACUCGCUGGCCCGCGAGCGCGACACCAGCCGGCGGCUGCUGGCCGAGAAGGAGCGGGAGACGGCGGAGAUGCGGGCAAGGAUGCAACAGCAGCUGGACGAGUACCAGGAGCUGCUGGACAUCAAGCUGGCCCUGGACAUGGAGAUCCACGCCUACCGCAAGCUCCUGGAGGGCGAGGAGGAGAGGCUGCGCCUGUCCCCCAGCCCCACCUCGCAGCGCAGCCGAGGCCGCACCUCCUCCCACUCCUCCCAGACGCAGGGGUCGGGCAGCAUCACCAAGAAGCGCAAGCUCGAGUCCGCGGAGAGCCGCAGCAGCAGCAGCUUCUCGCAGCACGCCCGCACUAGCGGCCGCGUGGCCGUGGAGGAGGUGGAUGAGGAGGGCAAGUUCGUGCGGCUGCGCAACAAGUCCAGCGAGGACCAGUCCAUGGGCAAUUGGCAGAUCAAGCGCCAGAAUGGAGAUGACCCCUUGCUGACCUACCGCUUCCCACCGAAGUUCACCCUGAAGGCUGGGCAGGUGGUGACGAUCUGGGCUGCAGGCGCCGGGGCCACCCAUAGCCCCCCCACCGACCUGGUGUGGAAGGCACAGAACACUUGGGGCUGUGGGAACAGCCUGCGCACGGCUCUCAUCAACUCCACUGGGGAAGAGGUGGCCAUGCGCAAGCUGGUGCGCUCAGUGACUGUGGUUGAGGACGACGAGGAUGAGGAUGGAGAUGACCUGCUCCAUCACCACCAUGGCUCCCACUGCAGCAGCUCGGGGGACCCCGCGGAGUACAACCUGCGCUCACGCACCGUGCUGUGCGGGACGUGCGGGCAGCCCGCGGACAAGGCUGCGGCCGCUGGCCCGGGAGCCCAGGUGGGCGGAUCCAUCUCCUCUGGCUCAUCGGCCUCCAGUGUUACAGUCACCCGCAGCUACCGCAGUGUGGGGGGCAGUGGGGGUGGCGGCUUCGGGGACAGCCUGGUCACCCGCUCCUACCUCCUGGGCAACUCCAGCCCCCGCACCCAGAGCCCCCAGAACUGCAGCAUCAUGUAACCCGGGACCUGGAGGGCCGGCUGAGGCUGGAGGUCUCCCGCUUCCUCCUCCCCUCACGCCCACCCCAACCUGCACCUCGCGGGAGGGGGCUUGAAGCCAAAGAAAAUACCCCUUUGGUUUUUUUUCUUCUAUGUUUUUUUUUUUUUU